AUGUAUAUAUGUAUCUAUCUAUCUCAUUCUGUUCAUUAUCUAUCUAUCUAUCUAUCUAUCUAUCUAUCUAACAAUUUCUCUUCAUAUCUCUCUCAUUCUGUUCUCUAUCUAUCACAUUCUGUCCAUAUCUAUCUAUCUAUCUCUCAAAUUCUCUGCAAAUCUAUCUAUCUAUCUAUCUAUCUAUCUAAUUCCCUGGAUACCUAUCAAAUUCUCUUCAAAUCUAUCUAUCUCUCUAAUUGUUUCAUAUCUAUUCAAUUUUGUUUCAUAUCUAUUCAUCUAUCUCAUUCUGUUCAUCUAUCUAUCUAUCUAUCUAUCUAUCUAUCUAUCUAUCUCAUUUGUUCGUAUCUAUCUAUCUUUUCGUAUCUAUUAUCUAUCUAUCAUUCAAAUCUAUCUAUCUAUCUAUCUAUCCUAUCUAUCUAUCUCAUUCUGUUCAUUAUCUAUCUAUGUAUCUAUCUAUCUAUCUAUCUAUCUUGA
Acanthosepion pharaonis is the source of this 474-nucleotide messenger RNA. Lineage: Eukaryota; Metazoa; Mollusca; Cephalopoda; Sepiida; Sepiidae. The record is from the annotation of a GenBank genome assembly.